CGCCGGCCGCGCCCGCCCCGCCUCUCGGCGCCGGCCCGGGAGCCUGGUCCGCGACCAGCGGCGGCGGCCAAAGGGACGAUGAGCGGCGCGACGCGAGCGGGCCCAGCCCGGCUCGCCGCGCUCGCGCUGCUGACCUGCAGCCUGUGGCCGGCGCGGGCGGACAAUGCGAGCCAGGAGUACUACACGGCGCUCAUCAACGUGACAGUGCAGGAGCCCGGCCGCGGCGCCCCGCUCACGUUCCGCAUUGACCGCGGGCGGUACGGGCUCGACUCGCCCAAGGCCGAGGUCCGCGGCCAGGUGCUGGCGCCGCUGCCCAUCCACGGAGUUGCUGAUCAUCUGGGCUGUGAUCCUCAAACCCGGUUCUUCAUCCCUCCAAAUAUCAAACAGUGGAUUGCCUUGCUGCAGAGGGGAAAUUGCACUUUUAAAGAGAAGAUAUCUCGGGCUGCUUUCCACAAUGCUGCUGCUGUGGUCAUCUACAAUAACAAGUCCAAAGAGGAGCCGGUCACCAUGACUCACCCAGGCACAGGGGACAUCAUCGCUGUGAUGAUCACGGAGCUGAGGGGCAAGGACAUUCUGAGUUACCUGGAGAAAAACAUCUCUGUGCAGAUGACGAUCGCCGUCGGGGCUCGGAUGCCACCAAAGAACUUCAGCCGAGGCUCCCUCGUCUUCGUGUCCAUAUCCUUCAUCGUUCUGAUGAUCAUCUCCUCGGCAUGGCUCAUAUUCUACUUCAUCCAGAAGAUCAGAUACACGAAUGCGAGGGACAGGAACCAGCGUCGUCUGGGAGAUGCAGCCAAGAAAGCCAUCAGCAAGCUGACGACCAGAACGGUGAAGAAGGGCGACAAGGAAACAGACCCGGACUUCGACCACUGCGCCGUCUGCAUAGAGAGCUACAAGCAGAACGACGUGGUCCGGAUCCUCCCCUGCAAGCACGUGUUCCACAAAUCCUGCGUGGACCCCUGGCUCAGUGAGCACUGCACCUGCCCCAUGUGCAAACUCAAUAUCUUAAAGGCCCUGGGAAUUGUGCCCAGCGUGCCGUGCACUGAGGGCGCUGCAUUCGACAUGGAGCGGCUCGCCCGCGCCCAGGCAGCUCACCGGCGGCCGGCCCUCGGCGACCUGGCCAGCGAUGCCUCCCUGGGCCUCGAGCCCCUUCGAGCUUCGGGGACCUCGCCUCUUCCUCAGGAUGGGGAACUCACGCCCAGAACAGGGGAGAUCAACAUUGCAGUAACAAGUGGUCACUUCUUUCAUCGGAGCUCUUUGUCCCCUCGGAGUCUGGUGUAUGAAAGUGAAUUCUCCACACUCGAGCCUUCCUUGGACAUGUACGAUGAGAACAAAACCUGAUUUUUUUAAACGGGCUGUCUGGGCUCACCUCUUUUGUGAUUUGAUGUAUGAUCACCUUUCUUAAUGUGUACUCUUCUGUCAGUGUCCAUUUUGGAAGAAUGGCAGCACUUUCCAAGCUCAGGUUCAGGCUCGGGGUUAAAUUGCAAAGGUGAGGCUCUGAGGACAGCCUUAUUGCCCAAGUGACCUGGUGGCACCUAAAUCCUGUCCAAAGCUGACCACUGAACAUGGGCCCCGACAAGCCUGGUUGUUUGCAGAGAAGAGGAGGCCCAGGGGUUCAUGUUGCAUCUCGAACUCUCUCUGAAUAAUCCCAGACUGUCUGUGUCAGGGCGACAUUGGCGUUUUUGAUACCUUUGUGCUCCCCACUUACAACGCAUACUGACACCCUCGGGCAUGCUUCUCACCGAUGUGGGCACGAGUUGCUGCUGCGUGGCCCACUCCAUGUUUUCCUGUCUCUCGUUCUACUCCCCGUUAAAGGGCCUCUUUCUAAAGUUCCUGCGAGGCCUUGCCUUUUGUCCCUCCCCUGAGACUGACCACCCAACACACCCAGAUGGGGCUGCAGGCACACUGUGCAGGGUAGGCAGUUGUCCACAUUGUCACAGAGCGUGACAUAAGGUGAUGUGUGCUUGUGUGACCACUGACACACUGAAGGACUUUCCCUGAGACCUGUGGGCUUAUUAAUUAGCUCAGCACCACUGAGGCGUGUGGGGACAUGGCACCCAGGAAGCCAGCCUGGCAACGAUCUCAGGGUGACAGUCAGUGAGCAUCAAACUCAGAAUGGUUCCUAGUGCUUUCUUGAGCAGAUCACACCACCUCCCUGCUGUGAGACACCAGAUGAGCACCUGCUUCAGGCUUCGCUGGGCCAGCCCAGUGACCCCCUGCCAGCCUCAAUGUCAGCAUGAAGAAGGCACAGGAGCUUACAGAACAAGGUGGCAGCCAGCACAGGGCACACCCGGGACAACAUCAAUUUAACAUCACAAGAAUUGUGUUUCUUAAGAGUAAUCCCAGUACGGAACCAUGAUGAGCAAAUUUAUGAAACAAAUCUGAGCACCCUUUUUGCUCGAGGACACACCCUAGUUCAGCAUACGUCUCCUAGUGACUGGAGCUGCAGCGAGGUGUGAAAGAAUGUGCUCGGGCCCUCCUGUCCUUGUUAUGAGAAUGGAAACCUCAGUCUCCAUCAGUCAAGAGUGCGACCCGCACAAACCAUGCAGCCCCGGUGUCCCCACCCCGCUGUUUUCAUUGACUCUGUGGGACAGAAGCUUGAGGGGAACCCUUGCCCUUUUCCAUGUGCACUGGCUUCUCUUUAACAGCAUCUCUGUUCUCGAUCUGUGGCCCAGACACCCAGACAUGGCCAUGCCCGGAAGAGGACCCCCCCCCACCCCCCGCGACCCAGGCUGGCCGCAGCCUGCAGGGCCACCACCUCGGCCUGGCUGUGAGUGCUGGGUUUUUAAUCAUAAGAAGCCAAAACCAUGCAGAUGUUGAAGGUCUUGGCAGCUUUCUGUUUUAGCCUUUAACCAAGGGCUUUUGUUUUCUUUUUACAGUCUUUGAACUAUAAAAAUAUUUUUGAUAAAAAA
Messenger RNA from Phyllostomus discolor (pale spear-nosed bat), 2909 nucleotides. It is a transcript of the gene RNF130, whose product is annotated as ring finger protein 130. Bases 79 to 1338 code for a protein of 419 amino acids. The transcript has 8 exons. The record is from RefSeq and is a predicted model, not a curated record. Lineage: Eukaryota; Metazoa; Chordata; Mammalia; Chiroptera; Phyllostomidae.